GGAACUUGAAUGGGUGAAAUAAGGAGUAAAUUUCAUCAAUGAUACUUGAACUUUAGCUAAAAUUUCGAAGUGAUACCUCAACUUCACAUCCUUUCACAAAAAUCCCUGAACUUACACAAUCUUUUCCGACCCGCCGGAUUUAGCCGGAAAACACUCUGACUCGCCAGAAAGGAUUGUGUAAGUUCAGGGAUUUUUGUGAAAGAAUUUGAAAAUGAGUACCACUUCGAAAUUCCAGCUAAAAUUCAAGUACCAUUGAUGAAAUUUACCCGUCAAAAUAAGGCAUUUGGGUUUUUAUGAAUAGCACGAAUCACCCACCACCUAGUGCAGCAAAUGGCAAUGAAGUGGAACUGUGUUCCCUGCAAAGAUCCAGUACUAAUUACCAACUGUGCAAUGGUAAUUUCCGAGCUACUGCAAUUGGCAAUAAGAUCUGUGAGACAAAUCUAUUAUUAGAAAAGGUGUUGGAAUGCAAGGAAGCUCUAUUGUGGAUAAAAUGUGAAAGUUUUUCGUCUCUUGUAAUAUUCACAAACAAAACGCAAUUUAAUUUGCUUCAUCAUCAAAUUGAUCUCAUCUUGGACUUUCAUGUUGGAAUUUCAAAAUAUUUCAUUGAAGUUAAUUACCUUAUCUUACAUACCAAUGAUGUCCCCUGCCUCUUUAGAACAAAAAUAAUAAUUUCUUUUGUUAAAAUAAUAGCUUUUUGAAAGCAAAUAUAUUAUUAGGAACAAAAAGCUAUUUGAAAGCUGUUUAUAUAAACCGUAAAACCUUGGAAUAAAUUGAGAACACAAUUGUUCUAUUAUACACCAAUUCGACAUCGGAACCUUACAUGGGGUAAAAAGAAUGGGUGACACUCAAAUAAUUUAGGCUGAUUUGAGAAGAAAUAGAAAAUCAAGAAAAAAUUUCCCGAUUAAAAGAAUACCAAAAACAGAAAAAUUCCAAGGAAGUCAAUCCAAAUGGAAAAAAUCAAAAGCUCAGAAUUUUGCAAUGCAUCCGAUCAUGUUCUUGAAUCACAAGUCCAGACAUAAAUUUUGCAAAUUCAUCACUGCAAAUUGGACCUCAAACCAUUCAAGAAACAGAUUUCCAAAGCUUCAUACCAGAGAUAUAUAAACUUUGAAAUAAAGUGGAAAUCAACUCAAACAAUGUGAAAAUCCUCUCAGAAAAGCUUUCGCAUAGAAAGUAUGUUCAGACAAUCAACACGGCAUCAGUUUCUGACCGCCCGUCUGGUUUAUCACAUCACUGAGAAUUCACAGAAAAAUAUCGAUCCAUAAAGAAAUCCCCAUCAAAACUGAAACUAUUUUAAACUUGAUUUGUAUGAAAAUUAAUGUAAAAUUGAAAAUAGAUGUGUGAAUUGGAAAUCUAUAUCAAGAGUUCAACAAACCCAAAAUAAUCGAAAUCAGACAGAAAAGGAUUAAAAUUUGACCUUAUUUUCUGUACAAAGAUGAAUAAAAUGGCAUCAGAUAUUAAGCGGAGUAGAUAGUCAACACGAUUUAUGAUCAGUGAUUAGCAUAUCAAGAAUCGUCAUUGCCAUAACAUGAUAUAAUAACAGAAAAACAUAAAAAACCGUAUAAAAAAUAUCAGACGGUUCAUUUGACACCAUCGCAAUGGAGAAAAAAACACAAUGGGUUGGUAAGCCAUCCUUUGAUUCAAUUGAUUUCUGCAUCGUUUCUAUCUCCAUUAACGAAUUUCGGCUUCGCUAUGGAGAUGGUAAAUCCGAUGCAAUCUCUGAAAACGCAAGUGAUCGGAAAAUACAAACCGACUAAUGUUUAGCCGCGGCGAAAGAAAUUGACGAAGAGAAUGCAUUCCGGCGGGAUCGACCACGCACAGUCCAAUCCGUGAAUCGAUCUUUCUUCUAUCAAUUUAAUAAGGUGCUGCAUAUCGUCCCUCGUGUCUAAAUUGAAAUCAACUUUCCGUACUAUGCAGUGAAGAUGGAAAUCAUACAUCCGCUCGGAGAGUCAGAUCGUUUGCUUAAUAAAUUAAAUGCCAUCUAUGAAACUGGAUAUGGUGCACCUACUCUCAACUCUCCUGACAAAUGUACAGAUUCAGUGCUUGGUUUUGCCAGUAUAGAGAGGAAACCCCAUUCUCUUCAAUUUAUAGAUAGAAGAGUGUUAGGGAUUGACCAGGAAAGGAAUGAUUCUUUAUUCCAUGUCGUUCAUGAAGAAGUAGACACGGAUGAAGAUGAUAAGAUGACACUGAUUCAACUUAAGGAUAAGUCUAAAAAACAUGGCGGUCAUGAUGAUCUUUGCGGAGAUGCAGACGAUACAAUGACUAUAGGAAAACUAAAGAGCGCGUGUUCCAAGAAAAGGGGAUUUAGCAGUCACUCGGAUUCAAGAGUAAUUCAUGAAGAUGUGAUCAGUUCUCAGUUAGAUGAAGAUGACGAUGACCUCAAGGUCAAUAUAGGUUUUCUAAAACCAAGUCUGAGGAAGUGUUCAAAAGCUAAGCAGAGACGCAUUGACAUGUAUCCUAUUUCCUUACCUAAAAAUGUUACUUCAGACGAAACUGAGGAUGCCCUAGCUUCAGGUGUUCCCAUGCAAUUAAAAAAGGAAUCAAGUUCUGCUGAAGUUAUAAUAUGUGAAGUUCCAGAAACUGUUGUGAGUCAGCAUAAGAUACCUAUGUCUGGAGAAGAACAACUUCACUGUAUGCUUAAUGAAAUAUCCUAUGAGCACUUGGAAUCCUUUGAGCCUGAUUACUCUCCCUUUGAUUGUUGUCGGGAUUUGCAUCCAAAUAAUCCCGAGAUGAGUUUUGACACAGAAACAAUCAUGAAGUCCAAUAAGCUGGAUACUAAUAAAACUGGUUGUGCUGACCUUCACGAUGGUGAGGAUAUUUACAUGUCUGAAGACGAAGUUGUUUGUGCCAAUCUCUCACCCAAUGUAUCUGAAACAGUACUUGUUAACGACUUUUGUUGGAUCAGUAAUGAUGAAACUUGCAUGUCUGAAGAUGAUGGUGAGGAAAAGUGUCAUGCAAACACACAACUUGGUGCUACAAUUAGCCCUUUCAAGAAAUGUAUUUCACUCGGGGACUCUCAUUCUAGCUCCAACACUGAUAAGUUAGAUUCAUUCGAUGGGCAGCAGCCGCCAAAGUUUUCAAGCUUGGAUGAAGAAAAUAUUCCCACAUUGAAAUGUCUGCCCUGUGAAUCAACAUCAAAUGACAUUUCUCCAUGUUCUCAAGAAGAACUAUGUUUGACAAUGAACUCAAUGGAUUUACUUAAUGACUUGGAUAUUUACAGAUGCGAUGAGAAGCUCAAUUUUGGAGUGAAUAGCGAAAGUGAAAAUACUGAAAACCCAUGCAUGCCCAGCUCUUUAAGCAUAGAAGAGAAUGGCACAGUAUCAGAUGAGUUGUGCCAUGAAAAAAUUAACACGUGUCCCAAUGAGACUGAAGGAAGAUUGGUAAUUAAAGGAAAAGGCCCCACGCCUGAUCGAAAACUAGAGGGUCGCCGGCGGAGUCAUUCCCGAUCUCUACCCCACUUUAGCAGUGGCUGCUCCUCUGUUCAACUUUUUUCUGCAAGUGCAUUAGCAUUUUCACAGCAGCAGAUGCAUGACAUUGAGUCACUUGCAGGAAUGCUCUUGUUCGAGUUGAGGUCCAUAAAGGACAUAGUAACAGGAAAAUUGCAAUAUGAAGGCUGUAGCGGUGAAUCACUGGAAAAUGAAUUGGAUAAGGACCCAAAUCUUUUACUUUUACAAGUGAGAACUGCAAUUCUGAAAGCAAAUAAAGUUGGAAGAAAUGCUAGAAAGCAGCUGUCCAAGAUGAAUAAGCAAUGCACCCGGUUUUGCAAACUCUUGGAAAUUAGUCGAGAUGGUGCCCCUCCCAAUGACGAAGUCCAUAAUAAGAAAAGAAAAAUUGUAUUUGCUGAUGAAGCAGGUGGUAUGCUCUGUCAUGUGAAGUAUUUCAGUAAUGAGUCUCAUGACACAAACUUGAAACAGCCUGAUGAUGGGAAACAAGAAGACUAGAAUGUGACUAAGAAGGGAAGGCUCACUUUGGUUGUACAUUUUUAUACGGGGUAUGAUAAUAGUGACCGCCUUAGUCUCUCUUUUUUUAGUUGAAGGCAACCUGCAACUGAAAGAGAACAAUGUAGAAAAAGUUGUUGGGGUUUUCAACUCGGG
Cuscuta campestris is the source of this 4091-nucleotide messenger RNA. Lineage: Eukaryota; Viridiplantae; Streptophyta; Magnoliopsida; Solanales; Convolvulaceae. The record is from the annotation of a GenBank genome assembly.